AUGCGCCUUUUUAGACAAUAUUCCUCCGAAAAUCUUUACUCUCGUGAUGCUUCGCGUGAGGAUUUCCCAAAGAAAGUUCUGGAUUUCAAAAAGUAUUUCAAAGAAUUUCAAGCGGAAUUCGAAGAAUUGUUCAAACAUCUCGUGAUAACCAAAAGAAAGAGAACUGCCCUGUGCACCGCUGGAAUUUUGCUGAUCACGAGUUCUUGUGUUAUCGAGGUUUGUACCGAGGUGAUGACUGCUGAUGACUGCUUACAAUUUGUCUUACACCCAAGCAGCAAUCUGCUAAAUUUGCGGGAAGAAAUGAGGAUGAAGUCAUAUACUGAAUCUGUGUCUUCAAACGCUGUGUGCCGUAUUUGUCACAGUAGCGAGCAGUCGGUGGCUUAUGAUAAAUCAACCACUGGUGAACCGUUGAUAUCACCCUGUCUGUGCAAGCGAUAUCGUUCCUUCUGUGAAUUCAUUACUAGCAGAAACUGCUACGCGGAACGUCGGAAUCUGUUCACGGACAUUACCUGUUUUGUUAUCCUGACACCGAUCGUUAUUGGAUGCAUCGCGCUGUGCAUCGUAUCGUCGUCCGUACAAACAAAUCAUUUUCAGCUCUGGGGCACUAUCAGCGGAUGUCAAGCUAUUAGAGGUGUUUGUGGUAGAUCAGCAGUCACUCCAUGGCUCGCCAAGACCUACCAACGGGGCUACAAGGCAGCAAAGAAGGCGCCAAAUAUUCGCGGCAAGUUUACUGGUGCUAUCAGCAUUACUCUUGUUGACCUAUGCAGCAUGGCUGGUUGUUACCAUUUCAUUCCACUUGAAGAUAUACCUCGAUUGGCGCGCAUUUCACGAAGAGGUGUUUGUGGUAGAUCAGCAGUCACUCCAUGGCUCGCCAAGACCUACCAACGGGGCUACAAGGCAGCAAAGAAGGCGCCAAAUAUUCGCGGCAAGUCUUUUUUUCCUAGUUAUCCAAUAGAACUGAUGCGUCUGUUGUGCUUCGAUUUUCGUUCCUUUUUACGCGAUUUAUGCAGUAAAAAUAUAGGUACUGCAAGUUCGGUAAAUAAUCCAUACUCAGGUGGUUCUGCGAUACACGAAAGGCGCCCGAGUACUAUUUCAAGCAGAACAUUGGACAUCAAUUACAAUGAAUUUGUGCGGCAUUUGCAGCCCAGAGAGGAAGCUAUCUCUGCAACCAGCUCAUCCCGCUACAUACUCGCAUCCACACCGAUACCCAGCGAAACACCGGCGCAUGUGCCAAUCUUCGAUUAUCCGACUGUGAAGCGAAAAAGGACUGAGAAUUUUCCAUUACAAAAUAGCUUUUGCAACAGAAAUAGCAAUAUACCAGCACCAAGUUCUGUUAGUAGCGUGUGA
Molecule: messenger RNA, 1347 nt
Organism: Gongylonema pulchrum
Lineage: Eukaryota; Metazoa; Nematoda; Chromadorea; Rhabditida; Gongylonematidae
Source: the annotation of a GenBank genome assembly